AUGGUCUAUAUCUGGACGUUUCAAAUAGAGCUUGAAAAGGGACACGAUAAUGAUAGCGGCGGAGGGGAUAGCUACCAGGACUCCAAGCAGGGAGAUAAGUGCUUCGGUGGAGAGCGCCAUGAUUCAAUCUCCUGCACACCCUAUUCGCUCCUUGGUGCUCAGUUGUUUUCUUACGCGGUUCGCUCUCAGAACAACGCAAAUGCCCUUCAACUACUUAAUGACGGGUUCACUGCUUACCGACGAGCAUGCCUCGACCCCCUCAAGUCCAAAAACGCUUGGGAGGCCCAGAAGGAACGAAUUCACUCUCUUUAUAUCGCCAAGGACCGUACUUUGAGGGAAACUACCAAGGAGAUGAAGGUGACUCAUGGCUUUGACGCAACACAAAGGGAAUAUGUCAAACGGCUCAAAUCUUGGGAGAUGUUCAAAAAUGCCAAGAUGCAAGAUUGGAAGCAUGUUCGGGAUCGCGACCUGGAUAAGAAGGAUACAAGGGUAAGCAUCAGCGGCAAGGUUAUCAGCUGCGAGAGGGUAAAGCGGGCAACACGACGAUACAGAUUUGCACCUGAUGGCGCUCCGGGACCAAUAGCACCGCAUCAUUUGCCUAGUCGAGGGAUUGACAUUCGUACGCCAUCUGCUGUCCCAGCCCCCCUCCCAGGUUCCAGCGACCGCGACAUGCCAUCACGCAAGGACCAGAUAGACCUCAUGCUCCUCCAUCUUGGCCGCAUAAUAUCCAGUCUUGGCGGGUCUAAAAUGGCCGACCGUAGAAAGGGAAGGGGGGCCAGCAGCUAG
Molecule: messenger RNA, 786 nt
Organism: Clonostachys solani
Lineage: Eukaryota; Fungi; Ascomycota; Sordariomycetes; Hypocreales; Bionectriaceae
Source: the annotation of a GenBank genome assembly